AUGAUGAAGCUUACCGUUGCCUUCUUGGCUGCUCUCGCCGCCGCCGAUGCCGCUGAGGCUCGCAGCCACCGCCAGGCCCGUCGCCAAUACGGUGCCACCGACUCCUACGGUGGUGGAAACAGCUACGAGAGUGGCAACAACGGCUACGGCAGCGGAUACGGCGCCCAGCCCCAACCCCCGGUUGUCGCCAGCUCUUCCGCCCCCGCCAGCUCUGCUGUUGUCAGCUCUGCUACUCCCGUAGAGACCCCCGAGGCCUCCACCGUCGCAACCCCCGUCUCCUCUUCGGUUGCCACCCCGGUCGUCUCCUCGUCCGCUGAGGUCCCAUACAUCCAGUCCUCUUCCCCAGCUUUCGAGACCUCCAGCACCCCCGCCGAUGCUACCUACACUCCCAGCGUCCCCGCUGGCGGUGCCUCCAGCUCUGCUGCCGUCUCCACCCCCGAGGCUGCUACCUCCAGCAUGGCCAGCUACCCCGUUGGCGGCGGCUACGGAGCCCCCUCUUCCGCCGUCCCUGAGGCUGCUACCUCCAGCUCUGCUGCCAUCCCCACCAUGAGCUCUGCUGCUUCAUCCUCCGCCUACGGCACCGGCUACUCUGCCGUUGUCCCCUCCGGUGGUGUCUCCUCCUCGGUCCCCGUUGCCGCCUCCUCAUCGGUCCCUGCUGGCGCCAGCUCCAGCUCUGUUCCCGGUGUUAGCAUGAGCUCCGCUAUCCCCUCCGGCUCCUACCCCGUCGGUGGUGGAUACGGUGGCAAGCCUUCCUCUGCUUCCUCUGCCGUCCCCGAGGCUGCCACCAGCAGCUCCGUCGUUCCCGGCGUCAGCAUAAGCUCUGCCAUCCCCUCCGGCUCUUACCCAGUCGGUGGCGGCUACGGAGGUGUCCCCUCCUCGGUCGUUCCUGAGGCUGCCACCACCAGCAGCAUGGCCGGAACUGGUCUCUACCCCACUGGCUCUGCUAUGGUCCCUACCGGCACUGGCAUGGUUCCCAGCGGUGUCUCCUCCACCCCCAUCAGCGACAUGGUGACCUCCACCAUCUACAGCACCCAGAUCUUCACCAAGACUGCUUGCCCCCCUACCGUCACUGACUGCCCGGCCCACUCCACCGCGCUCGUCACCAGCGUUGUUGCCGUCGGCACCACCGUCUGCCCCGAGUCUGACCUCCCCAAGCCCACCGGCAGCUCGGCCAUGACCAGCUCCUACCCCGUCUCUGAGGUCGUCCAGACCUACACCGAGACCCUCGUCUACACCGUCGGUGUUGGCUCGACUGCUCACCCAGUCACCACUGAGGUCACCUCCACCUCUACCUCCACCCAGUACUCCACUGUCGUCGUCACUGUCGGCAAGCCCACUCCUACUGGUGAGGUUCCCUCUGAGGCUACUGGCCCUGCUGGCGGCGAGGGCUCCUACCCCACUGGCCCCGCCGGUGAGGAGGAUGUCACUUCCACCAUCAAGUCUACCUCCACCUCCACCAAGUACAUCACCGUCAAGCCCACUCCCACUGGUGAGGGCGAUGUCCCCGCUGACUCCGAGUCCAACCCCUCCGGACCUGCUGGUGGCAACGGUGCCUACCCCACUGGCCCUGCUGGUGGUGAGGCCAAGCCCUCCACUCCUGCUGGAAGCGAGGGUGGUGAGGACUGCGCUGCUCCCGUCACUGUUACCGUAACUGCCAAGGAGACCGUCACCGUUACCAAGGGUGGUGACUACCCCGCUGCUACCCCCAACGCUCCUGAGCCAACCCCCGAGGUUCCCUCUGAGCAGACUGCCUCCUCCAGCAUGCCCGCCGUCCCCACUGCCAUGUACCCCGUCCCCGGUAACGGCACCAACCCCUACCCUGUCGGCCCCACUGGCUUCAAGACCUCCACCAAGCCUGCCAUGCCCACCGGUACCGGUGCCGUCCCCACCUCGGUCCUCCCCAGCUUCUCUUUCGUCUCUGAGGUAGCCACCCCCACCGGCGAGACUGCCAUCCCCUCCUCCAGCGUCCCCGCCUCCGCUGAGACCAGCUCUGCUGCCUACCCCGUCGGUGGCGGCUACGGCGGUGCCUCCAGCUCUGCUGCCGUCUCCACCCAGACUCCCGAGGCUUCCACCGUCGCCUCUUCCUCCGCUGCCCCCACCCCUACCCCUGACAACAGCUACGGCUCUGGCAGCGGUUACGGCUCCGGCUACGGCACCUACUAA
Molecule: messenger RNA, 2163 nt
Organism: Alternaria ventricosa
Lineage: Eukaryota; Fungi; Ascomycota; Dothideomycetes; Pleosporales; Pleosporaceae
Exons: 1
Coding region: 1-2163 (720 amino acids)
Source: RefSeq, a predicted model, not a curated record